Elgaria multicarinata webbii is the source of this 2696-nucleotide messenger RNA. RefSeq names its product docking protein 7 (gene DOK7). The transcript is spliced from 11 exons. The coding region runs from base 46 to 2082 and encodes 678 amino acids. Lineage: Eukaryota; Metazoa; Chordata; Lepidosauria; Squamata; Anguidae. The record is from RefSeq and is a predicted model, not a curated record. Gene Ontology annotation, biological process: positive regulation of protein tyrosine kinase activity; neuromuscular junction development. Gene Ontology annotation, molecular function: protein kinase binding.
CGGCUCAGCCAAGCUAGCAGCAGCUGUCGGAAAUCAUGACUGAAGAUGACGGAUUCCGCGGUAGUAGUGGAGGGCCAGCUCAAGUGGAGAGAUGGAAAAAAGUGGAAGAAUAGAUGGGUGGUCCUGCGCAAACCUUCCCCGGUUGCAGAUUGCUUGCUCAUGCUGGUAUACAAGGAAAGGUCUGAACGACUGAAAGGGUUGAAGGAACGGAGCAGCGUGACCUUGGAAGACAUCUGUGGCUUGGAUCCUGGGCUCUGUUACGAGGGUCUGAAUCAUGCGCUUGCCAUCAUCUGUUUGAUGCAAGUUGUUAUGCUCGGUUUUGAGAACAAGGAAACUAUGCAUGCCUGGGAUGUACGCAUCCGCUACAGUUUAGGUGAAGUUCACAGGUUUCAUGUUGUGGUAGCACCUGGAACUAAACUUGAAAGUGGUCCAGCGACCCUCCACUUCUGCAACGAUAUUCUUGUACUAGCAAAAGACACCCCGCCCUUUGUCAUGGGGCAAUGGAAACUCUCAGAUCUGCGACGCUACGGAGCUGUUCCUAAUGGAUUUGUCUUUGAAGGAGGAACUCGAUGUGGCUUCUGGGCCGGAGUUUUCUUCCUCUCUUGCGCGGAAGGAGAGAAGAUCAGCUUCCUCUUUGACUGCAUUGUUCACGGCAUCUCUCCAAUGAAAGGCCCUUUUGGCUUACAUCCUGUCCUACCAGACCCCAGCGCAAAUCCUUCAUGCAUGGAAGAGAGAACGGCCCAUGAAGCUUUGCAGUUAGAGAAGCGCCUCAGCCUUCUAUCCUGUACAAGUUUCCACAGCGGUGGAGGUGAUGAUAGAAGUUUAUCAAGUUCAUCUUCAGAUGCAAGCCACUCUGAUGCUAGCAUUGGGAGCAGGUUGAUUAUUUGGCCUGAUCAGUCUUCCACCAAUACUUCUCAAGAGAGUCAGGGACUGACUGCAGCAAAAGGCAUUCACCUUGGGGAAGAAAAAUCCCAUUCGGAAAGUAUCCGGGGCAUCACCAAGCCACCUCCUAAACUUCUUCGGUCUAGGCAGCUACAAGAAAUAGGUCGCCAAAGUUCUUCUGACAGUGGAAUAGCUACUGGAAGUCACUCUUCUUACUCUGGAAGUUUCUCCUCCUAUUCUGGGAGUCUGGACAUUUGCCAUGGUGAUGAAUUUGGAUCACUCUUGAGUUUACCACUGAACCUUCCUUCAGACCAGAAUGUAUGUACUUGCCCACCUGGUGAGCACCAGAGGAGCCCUAGUUUGGAGUACCAGGUUCCGAGCUCCCUUAGACAUAACUAUGACACACCCAGGAGUUUGUUGCAGGUGUCUGCUAAAGAUAUACAAAAUUCAAGUGCAGAUUCCUCACUGUCCAAGGAUCAGGCACCUCAAAAAAUUAGUGACUUGAAAUUGCUGGCACCACAUCUGGAAGUGCAAGCUGCUCCUGGACAUAGCCCAGAAGAGGGCCUGCAGGCAGCCGUUUCCCUAGAAAAUACCAAAGACUCUGAAGGAAGCACGGAUCUCGUUUCAAGGUGGUCACAUCUAAGACAGCAAGGACAGGUGUUAGACUCUAGAAGUACUGAGAUGACACCUUUCGGUGGAGUCGCCAGCAGCCCAUGUGAAAUAUGUAGCUCUCCUUCAGGAACAAUGCGAGCUUUCUUUUCAUCUUGCCCAGUCUGUGGUGGGCUUAAGGAAACUUCCGUUUUAUCAUCUGGAGUCUUACCAGCUAACUCAGGCUCUAAAGGAAGCUAUGAAUUGAUGAUGUCAGCUACAGAACCUGGAUGUCUACCUGAUCCUGAAGAAGUUGGAGCAGUAGGUUAUUCAGCAGACCUAUCUAUGUCUGAUCGAUUGCACAGUGAGAUGGCAACCUAUGUUAAUAUUCCUACCAGCCCUACAUCAAAGAAACAGCUUCAUUACAUGGAGCUGGAACUUCAGGAACCCAGUACAAGCAUAAGAGGGAGUGAAUCAACCAAAUAUGCACAGAUUGACAUUACCGCAACAGAGACGGCCCAUAAAGUGGGGACGCAACAUGCGCAGUUUAGAGAAGAACGCCUGCAAGAGCUUGAACAGAAGAAGAAAGGCAGCCAGAUGUGUCCUUCAUAGGGAAAAUGAAUUAGCUAACUCAUUUAACACAAUACUUUUAAUUUAACUAAACACUGCCAUUGUUUUCAGAUUUAUACCAGAUUCAUUCCAAUCUGUUAAAUUUCCCAUUGGAAAACUGGUAGCAUGUGUGUGUGUGUGUGUGAGAACAUUGUUUGUAAACAUGUCUGGUAGAUAACUUACGUUGUAAUUUUUUAAUAUCUUCCCAAAUUAGGUAUAAACUACAAAUGAUUUUAAAACUGAGGCAUUUAAUUUAAACAAAUCUGAAUGUGUAAUAAUAAGGAUGUAAAUGUAGCUAACUAUACAAGAAGUAUUGUAUGUAUUUGUUAAGGUAGCUUUUCAUGCUAGUUUUCAAAACGUCAAAGCUAGGAAUUCAGCAAAUGUUAUGUGAGCUGGUGCUAUUAAAUGGAGAGUGAAUAGCACAACCCUAUCUUUAUUGUCAGCCUGCGUGCUUCUAUCGGAGAGCUCCGGCUAUUGGGCGGUAUAGAAAUGUAAUAAAUAAAUAAUAAAUAAAUAAAAUAAUCCAGUUUUUAUAACCAGUUGGUGGAGUCCAGGAGUUCUGUUCAGCUUACAGAGCAGAUCUUGAUCCAGCAGAUGCCUCUGCUUAAUGGAAGGGG